AUGAACACAACACUUUUACAAAUUGUUUCAACUUUAAUCAUUGAACAAUGGAAUGAACAAAUCAUUUAUGAAAAAUAUUUUAAUCAAUGUUUACCACAAGAAUGUAUAAUAACACGUGUUGUUCAAGGAAAAUUUCCCCACAUUAUUAUAGCUUUGACUGGUUUUAUAGGUGAUUCAAUAAAAGUCGAUAGAUUUAUUGUAUCUUUAUUAAUUACAAUGAUUUUUAUUCGUAUCGAUCAAAUAGACUUCAAAACGAACAGUUAUCGACGAAGUUGUUCGAAGGAUUCUUUUAUAUGUGGUCGAGCAUUUGCUAAACCAACAAAAAGAAAAAACGUUUGGCUUCAGGCUUCAUAUACGAAAUAA
Adineta ricciae is the source of this 363-nucleotide messenger RNA. The record is from the annotation of a GenBank genome assembly. NCBI's taxonomy places the organism in Eukaryota, Metazoa, Rotifera, Eurotatoria, Adinetida, Adinetidae.